Molecule: messenger RNA, 519 nt
Organism: Aureobasidium subglaciale EXF-2481
Lineage: Eukaryota; Fungi; Ascomycota; Dothideomycetes; Dothideales; Saccotheciaceae
Exons: 1
Coding region: 51-356 (101 amino acids)
Source: RefSeq, a predicted model, not a curated record
GCUUAAUCGCUUCGCAAAAUGACUGUGCCUCUACACAGCUCAAUGUCGGCAUGUAUCAUCGUAGACGAGAGUGGAAUUCAUCGCACGAUUGCGAUCCUUCAUCACACUCUUCUCGCGACGUCAACAAUCAAGGAGCUGCACAAACGACCAUCUUGAUCACAAUGUCGGUCAAGUCAGCAAUAGUGGAUCGUAUUGACCGUAAGCUCCAGUGCUCUCUAUCGAGGGACACCAAUAUUCGCCGGCUGCACAUAAAUAUGCAACAGCCCACUUCUAGGGCUUAUGCUGUCUGCAUGCUUGAAAAAAUUAUUGCGAUCGUCGUCAGUUUUACGGUCGUCGUCAGCGAAGCAAUGUCCUGACACUAACAGUACUUCCGAUAUCCAACAGGCAUCAGUGUCUAGCCCUACAAGCUGUAACAUCAGCUAUCUGCAGAGGACACUCAAAGUAGGUAACUCAAGCGAACUUUGAGGAUUAUAUGUAGGUCAAUCACUGUCCCUCUUCUGUCUCUUUCCUAAAACCAUA